UGGCUCGAAGACCGGGGAGCGUUCACAGAAAGGCGUCCGGUUUUCCAUGGCGAACAGGGAUAUGGAUCAACAACGCAUGCGCGGAAUGCUUGAACCACUUCAGCAGCAGGACCCAGCGAUUACACAGAUUGUAACUUAUUCGAAGUUUGUGGUUGCGUACCUCUUACAGCACGAUGGCGCCAGCCCUGGUUGGCGAAAGGCCAACAUUGAAGGGCCAGUAUACGUUGUAAAGCGGAGUACUGCUCCACUGUAUCGGAUCAUUGUGAAGAACCAAUUCAGCACCACUGACUUGAUCGAUGAUCUGCACCCUGAGUGGGAGCUGGACUGCCAAAAGAACUACAUCUUCUACAAGAUUGAAGAUCCGAACAAGCAGAUUCGAGGCCUGUGGUUCCACAAUGAUGCGGAGCGUGUGAAGGUUGAGACCAUGCUUGAGCAAACCAUGGAAGAGCUUCGAAACAAGGGCAGUGACUCAAAGGCUGCUCCAGGUCUGGUUCGUGGAGAUCCCCCUUCUGCCAAUGGGGAUGCGUUGGCUCGUGCAGCGGAUGACGCUGACAGUAUCGUGAUCAGCCGGGAAUCAGUUCGCUCAGCACUCCAUCAGCUUGCUGAUGAUGACAGUUUCCUGGACCUUGUAUGGCAGAAGCUGAAGGCAAAGUGAAACGGCCUAGCACUCAGCAUUGUUUGCUUAGUGCAGAAUGCUCAGAUUUUCACGCUGUCCUCCUCGCCAUCUUGGAGAACAUAUCUUCCAGUUACCUUUAUCGUCCUUUCAAGAUGCAAUGCAAUCUGACCGAUCCACGUAGUCAUCGGACUUUGGGAUUUUAUGCUCCCCAAUUCUAUGAAGCUGACGAUCUUCUUUUCAACUGACCAACCGUGGGCGUGCAUCAAAGUGCUUCCUAGUAGCUUCUAGCUACUAGUAGCGAUGCCCUUGUUACUAGUAGUUUCUUGCUACUAGUAGUAAUGCCAGGAGCUACUAGUAGCUUCUUGUUACUAGUAGUAAGGUGCCUUGUUCCUAGUAGCUUCUUGCUACAGGGACUCGCUUUCUUUGGACCGGUCGACGGGUCGCGCUCAAAUCAGGCAUAGACAGCCAGACGGAAGUGAGGCGCAGCGGUAGUCGAGUCUGUGACCGUCUGUGACAGUCUGUGACUCCAGAAGGCUCAGUUUACACAAGGCAAUGAUACGCAAUUCCCACUUG
Molecule: messenger RNA, 1189 nt
Organism: Durusdinium trenchii
Lineage: Eukaryota; Dinophyceae; Suessiales; Symbiodiniaceae
Source: the annotation of a GenBank genome assembly